Molecule: messenger RNA, 2050 nt
Organism: Polistes canadensis
Lineage: Eukaryota; Metazoa; Arthropoda; Insecta; Hymenoptera; Vespidae
Gene: Shmt
Product: serine hydroxymethyltransferase, cytosolic
Exons: 6
Coding region: 441-2027 (528 amino acids)
Biological process (GO): tetrahydrofolate interconversion; L-serine catabolic process; purine nucleobase biosynthetic process
Cellular component (GO): cytoplasm; nucleus; cytosol
Molecular function (GO): mRNA regulatory element binding translation repressor activity; serine binding; glycine hydroxymethyltransferase activity
Source: RefSeq, a predicted model, not a curated record
UUUAAACGAUUGGUUGUGCUUGACGUUGGAUGGAGUAAAUAUUAAGUAAUAAAGAAAGUAGAUAGAAAGGUUUAUUAGAGUUAGAGUUAGAAGUUAGAUGGAAAAGCUUUAUAUGGAACAAGAAAGAUUUUAACAAGCAUAGGGAUCACAUACGCAUACUCACGAAUAAGACGUAAUAUUUGAAAUUUAUUUUUCUUCUCUUCACAUGUGAUCAACGAAAUCUAGUGUAGGUUAUCUCAUAGGCUAUCUAAUUUAGAUUAAAGAAGUUACAUUUUUAUUAGAAGUGGAUCACCUUUGGAUAAAGCAUAUGUACUAUAAAAAUUGAUUUAUUUUUACAUUUCUACUCUGUUGACCGAAGAAACACUUAUGUAUUAAUUAUUUUAUUGAUCGAUAUUAAUUAAUUAAUUGAAUUAAAGUAAAUAUAUUUUCGUGAGAAGAAAAUGCUUCGCACAUGGUUUUAUUUAAGUCACCAAGGUCUCAAAUUAACCAGUAAGAAACUAUCUAUUAAAUACGGCAUAAAGAAUGACGUUGAGUGUAUUCAAAAACACUUCUCUGGCAUCUAUGGCAGUUUCCAUAGGAGUUUUCAUGUCACCACUUGUACGACCACCUGUGGAAUUCCUAAUCAACAAACAAUGCCUGAUAUUUUGUAUGGUAAUCUCUGGGAUCUCGACCCAGAAUUAUUUAAAUUAAUGGAAAAAGAGAAGAGACGUCAGGAAUCUGGUCUUGAAAUGAUUGCCAGUGAAAAUUUCACAUCUCUCAGUGUACUGCAAUGUUUAAGUUCUUGUCUUCAUAAUAAAUACAGCGAAGGUCUUCCUGGACAAAGAUACUACGGUGGAAAUGAAUACAUUGAUGAAAUAGAAAUAUUAGCACAGAAAAGAUCUUUAGAGGCAUUUAAUUUAAAUCCCGAGGAAUGGGGAUGCAACGUACAACCUUAUUCUGGAAGUCCUGCUAACUUUGCAGUCUACACAGGAUUGUUAGAACCUCAUGGUCGUAUCAUGGGUUUAGAUCUUCCAGAUGGAGGACAUCUUACACAUGGAUUUUUUACUGCAACCAAGAAGAUCUCUGCAACAUCCAUUUUCUUUGAAUCUAUGCCUUAUAAAGUUAAUCCUGAAACAGGUUUUAUUGAUUAUGACAAAUUAGCAGAGCAAGCGCAAUUGUUUAAACCAAAAGUUAUUAUAGCAGGAGUAUCUUGUUACAGCAGAUGUUUAGAUUAUAAAAGGUUUAGAGAAAUAGCAGAUGAAAACAAUGCUUAUUUGUUUAGCGAUAUGGCUCAUAUCUCUGGUUUAGUCGCAGCAGGUUUAAUUCCUAGUCCGUUCGAAUAUAGCGACAUUGUCUCUACUACAACUCAUAAAACCUUAAGAGGUCCUCGUGCUGGUGUCAUUUUUUAUAGAAAAGGUGUUAAAAGCGUAAAAAAGGAUGGAACAAAAAUAAUGUAUGAUUUAGAAAAUAGGAUUAAUCAAUCAGUAUUCCCAGGACUUCAAGGUGGACCUCAUAAUCAUGCGAUUGCUGGCAUCGCUACAACAAUGAAACAAGCAAAAACACCUGAAUUUCUUGCUUAUCAAAAACAAAUUAUUGCCAAUGCAAAGAGAUUGUGCAAAUGUUUAGAAGAUUUUGGUUACAAGAUUAGCACCGGAGGAACUGACGUUCACAUGUUAUUAGUAGAUUUGAGACCCUUCGGAAUUACGGGUUCUAAGGCAGAAAAAAUUUUAGAAGAAAUUUCUAUAGCGUGUAAUAAGAAUACCGUUCCUGGUGAUAAAAGCGCGCUUAAUCCUGGUGGCAUUAGAUUAGGAACGCCAGCAUUGACUACGCGUGGCCUCAAAGAAAAAGAUAUUGAUAAAGUCGCAGACUUCAUACAUAAAGGAUUACUAUUAUCUAAAGAAAUAACCAAAAUAUCUGGUCCCAAACUUGUUGACUUUAAGAAAGUAUUGAAUACUGACCCUGAUAUUAAAGCUAAAGUUGCUGCAUUAAAAAGCGAAAUUGAAACUUUUUCUUACCAAUUUCCAAUUCCAGGAAUUGAACGAUAUUAGCAAUAUGUUCACUUAAUUAACCC